AUGCCGUCCGCCUGGCCGGCGCAAACGCUGACCGACGCGCAGACCGACGCUCUGGCGACGGCAAUCAAUGAAACCGUGAUCGCGUCGGGGAUCAGUGGCGUGAAAGUGGGCAAGAUCGCGCCGAAACCAGCGCCGACGACGACCACAACAACCACGACCUCCACGACGACAACCACUCUGGGUCUCGCGUACCGGGAAUUUGAUCUGGAUUUCACGGUGAAUUCGACCAUUAUCAGCAACAAAACUUCUCUGCUGACCAACCAGCCGCUGUUAGAUGCCAUCCUUGCUGGGUCGCUUUCCUUCAUGAAGGGCAAUGGAUUUGUGAACACGUCUGGUCUCGCCACCGUGUCGCACGAAACCAUCACGCUGCACCCGGACAACAACGCCACGGGCGACUACUUGAAGACGAUUUCGAAGUUCGAAAUUCGCGGGGACAACGACACGAUGACGAGCCUCCCUUCUGCCUGGCCGGCGGCGACGUUGACGGAUGCGCAGGUGGACGAGUUGCAGAUGGCGAUCAACACGAGCAUGUUGUCCGCCAACAUCCCCGGCGUGAAAUUGGG
Molecule: messenger RNA, 563 nt
Organism: Amoebophrya sp. A120
Lineage: Eukaryota; Dinophyceae; Syndiniales; Amoebophryaceae
Source: the annotation of a GenBank genome assembly